CUCUAGUGACGCAUGCGUUUCAAGCGGUUUUUUUCUGGCAGAAUAUCUGGCUUUUUUGCAUGUUGCAUUUGCAACUGAAGUUUUUGCAUAAAUUGAAGUGUGAAAAACCACGUACACCUAACGAAUCGAGAGCAAAAUCAACUAAAAGUCGGUGAAGAAAGUGUACGUUGAUCGUAGUUACUUUUUCCACAAAUUUUUCUGCAAAAAAGCCUGUGCGUGUGAGUGUGACUGUGUCUCUCUCUCUCGCUCUUCCUUAUUUUUUUUGUCCAUGCGUGUGUGUGUGGUCGCAUAAAUUUACCGAUAUUUCGCCUGUGAGAGCGAAACGGGUGAAAAAAAAGAAAAAGAAAACGAGGCGAACAAAACGAAGAAGAAGCGAAAAACAGCAGCACUUUCGUUGAAAUAUUGGGCAAAAAACGCAAACCAAACGGGAACAACAAAAUAACUGGGCGAAAACAGGACGCACAAAAAAAAAAUCUAAAAUCAAAAGAAGAGCGGCGCAAAGCAGAGAGCGAAAUCCCCAACAGCAGCUAUAGCAACAAAAACAACAACAACAGCAGCCGCCACAAUGAGCAAACCACUCUUUGAUCUUCCGUUGACCAUUGACCCAGAGCAUGAGUUGCGUUUCGUGGGUCCUUUCAACCGACCCGUCGUCACAAUCAUGACUCUGCGCAACAAUUCUUCUCUGCCCCUGGUCUUCAAGAUCAAGACAACCGCCCCGAAGCGCUACUGCGUACGUCCAAACAUCGGCAAGAUCUUGCCCUUUCGAACGACUCAGGUGGAGAUCUGCCUGCAGCCAUUCAUCUAUGAUCAGCAGGAGAAGAACAAGCACAAGUUCAUGGUGCAGAGCGUCCUGGCACCCGUGGAUGCUGAUCUGAACGAUUUGAAUAAGUUGUGGAAGGAACUGGAGCCGGAGCAGCUGAUGGACGCCAAACUGAAGUGCGUGUUUGAGAUGCCCAGCUCCGAGGCGAAUGCGGAGAAUACCAGCGGUGGCGGGGCCAUCGGCGCCGGAAGCGGAAGUGCCGGCGGCGGAAGCGCGGGCGCCAACACUAGUUCAGCCAGUGCUGAGGCGCUCGAGAGCAAGCCGAAGCUCUCCAGCGAGGAUAAGCCCUCGAGUUUGCCCGAUGCGUCAGAUAAUGUGGAGUCGCUGGUCGGAGAGAUCGAGGCGCUGCGUGAGACAAUCAGCGAACUGCGAAAAGAAAAUCUACACUUGAAGGAUCAAAUCACACGUUACCGCAGCUCGCCGGCCAUCAAGCAGAUGAAUGAGCCCUAUGCCCCAGUUCUGGCUGAGAAGCAGAUUCCGGUCUUUUACAUUGCAAUUGCCAUUGCUGCGGCCAUCUUAAGCCUCCUGCUGGGCAAAUUCUUUCUCUGAAUGCCAUAAACGAAAGCCAGCAAACAUGCUAUAUGCAACGUGCAGCAGCAGCAGCAACAACAACAGCGGCAACAACACCAUCAAACAGCAACAGCAAAAGCAGCAACUAACAACAGCAACCACAACGAAAGAACAACUACAACAACAACAAGAACAACAGAAGCAGCAGCAGAAGCAUUAAAAUCCAUCAUCGGCAAAUGAAGCAACCCAUAGGAAAGAAAGUAUAAAGCUGACAAAAUCCAUAAAAAAAAUAGAAAAGAAAAAAAACCGCAGAGAAAGGGAAAAAGAGUAUAGGAAAGACAUAAAAAUCGUAUGUUCGCAAAAAGGGAAAAUCUCUCAAGAUAAAUAUUUAAAGUUCACUUCUACUUAGAUCCCAUACGUAUAUUGCUCAGAUUUUCGAUUGCAUUUCGUUUCGCUAUUAUUAAUUUUUAAGAAUUUUAGUUUUAAAAGUUUCGGAACCCUUUAUUUUAUUCGUUUUUUAUGCAUUUUAAGUGGCAACAGUGAAGAUUAAACCAAAAUUAUCAUUAAAUAGAACUUAUUAUACCUUUUCGACGAGAAUACAAAAUAUAUAGAAAAACACAAACUUGUUACUUAAGUGUGAGAAUAAAAUUCAGUUGUAAUAUUUUUUUGUUUGAGUUAUUUUUUUUUUUUUUUGCUUUCAACCAUGAAGACCUAGAUGUAAAAUUUAAAUUUAAAAAAGAAAAACAUGAGCAAAAUGCAAAACCAACAAAAAUGAAAAAAGAUGAACAACUUGUAUGGAAAACCAAUUAAUGAAAAAGCUUCAAAAAAAAACAAAAUAAAAUGCUCUGCAGGCCGACGCUCUCUAAAAGAAAAGUUGCUUCACCCCUCGUCCUAUCUCUCUUUCUCACUGUCUGUCUGUCUCUCUCUAACUCCUGAAACGAGAUCGAACGCGCGGGAACUAUAUAUGUAUAUUUAUAUAGAAUCAUUAUUGUUUUUGGUUGGCAUUUGCAUUUACUAAGUUUCGUUUUAGUCAUUUCAGUGGUAGCAUUACUACAACCACACACACACACACACACCCACACACACCACUCAAUGAACGCUAUAUAUAAAUAUUAUACGAAUAUAAUGAAUUUCUAUAAGCAAACCUUUAUGUAAUUUGUGUUGUUUGCCAAGGCCGAAUUGAGAAAAUUUUCCAAACCUAAUUAGCAGUGAAGUUGAGAAAAAACCAUAAAUUAUAUCUGAUACGAUAUAUAUAUGAUCUAAUAAGUGCAGAAAAAUCAAUCAAUUUAAAAAAAUCACACACACACACUUGACACAAACAAAACACAGACGUAUUGUUGAGGUUUUACACUACCCAUGGAUCCGUAGAUAUAGAUCCACCAUAGCCACUUGGUUCCUUUCGUAACGCCCCCAAUUUACUCGCGCUAGACUUGUAAAAACCGGGUAACUAACUGGCGAUGCAACUUGUUUUGCACCAUUUUCAUUUCCCCCCCCCCCCCCCCCCCCCACAUAUUAAACUGAAAUUGUUUGUGGUUACUUUUUUUUAAUAUAGUUUGCAAAGCAUUGAAAAAGGGUAUAUAGAUUUAUACAAGAAUAUAUAUUCGCCGACAUGCAUGAUCGCUGUAUCUGUAUUUUCAUAGGCAUGUGGAAACUCGUAUUUAAAUGUUUAACUAGAAAUACAGAAAACAAAAAAAAACCUAAAAGUAAAUAAAAAGAGAUGUGAAAAUAAAAACAAAUGAUAAAGACAAGCAAAUCAUAAGCAAAAUGUACUUGAUGUCAGCUGUAGCAAAAAGAAAAAAAAACACAAUAUAUACGAACAUAAUAAUAACAAUAAUAAUAAAAUGUGGAAACGGAACUUAACAUUCAACAAUUGUUUCGAUACGUUUAACAUUCAAUUGCAUUAUUUAAUUGAAAUCAACCAAUUAUACACUCUAAACACACACACAACGCCCAUAAGUCUCCUCGCAAAUUAGCCGCAAAAUCAAAGAAAUGCAUAGACGUCGCCGGUAAAGACGAUGGGGAGAUGGCAGGGAUGAUGAUCACAACACAAACACGUGAAAAACAAUUAUUAUAAUAAUUACAGCAUGAAUCUUAAAAA
This is a messenger RNA of Drosophila subpulchrella, 3428 nucleotides long. RefSeq names its product vesicle-associated membrane protein/synaptobrevin-binding protein (gene Vap33). Gene Ontology annotation, cellular component: plasma membrane; endoplasmic reticulum membrane. Gene Ontology annotation, biological process: endoplasmic reticulum membrane organization. The record is from RefSeq and is a predicted model, not a curated record. Gene Ontology annotation, molecular function: FFAT motif binding. Bases 566 to 1369 code for a protein of 267 amino acids. NCBI's taxonomy places the organism in Eukaryota, Metazoa, Arthropoda, Insecta, Diptera, Drosophilidae. The transcript has 7 exons.